Messenger RNA from Caenorhabditis elegans, 2008 nucleotides. It is a transcript of the gene F35D11.3, whose product is annotated as putative membrane protein F35D11.3. Lineage: Eukaryota; Metazoa; Nematoda; Chromadorea; Rhabditida; Rhabditidae. Gene Ontology annotation, cellular component: membrane. The record is from RefSeq and is marked reviewed.
AAACAAUCUCUUCUCGGCUUGCUCCAUUGUGACCUACUUUGGAGAAAUGAGCAAGUGCGCCACACCGACACCGUCCACUUCUUCGAACUCCAGUGACGAGGCAAAACGCAGUCCUCAACCUAUGUCGAGAGGAUUUCCUCAACGAAAUAUGUCUACGACAUCUAGCAAUGGGAGCAAUUCACCACGCCACCGUUCACUGGAAACUCCGAUAGUCCUUCAGCCGGCAACUCGAUUUGCACUUGCCAAUUUGACAACUACAGUUCUACGGUUAGACUUUUGGGAUGACAAUGACCCGAACUCAAUAUUCUUCUGUAAAUCAACUUUCAACAUAGUGACCCAAUGCCUGGAUCUACCUGAAAAAGUGAUAAAAACUGUCAAGACCCACUUGGAAGGAGAAGAAGAUCUCACUGAUAUUGCACCAAUGAUCAUGUCAGUUCGAGAGGAUCCUGUGUACAAAACGGAAGGAUCUACACCGUUUCUAGCUAGUUUACUAGUGGCUUUUGUGAAUCAAGGCAACUACGAUAGCCGAUACCGAGUGUUUCUCCGACACCUGACAACUCUCUUGGGAGUUGUGUGGACUGAAUUUGAAGAUGUUGAAGACUCGUUGGCCAGUACUUUAUUGGAAGAACAAUUUGUUGAAUCUGAACAUAGUAGAACAGUUCGAGAAAAAACGGCCCGAAACAAGAAGAUCAAGAGAUAUCUGAUGAUCGGAGCAGCUGGCGGAGUUGGUGGAGUACUCAUCGGUCUUACUGGAGGGCUCGCGGCUCCACUUGUUGCCGCUUCAGCUGGAAUGCUUAUAGGUGGAGGUGCAGUUGCAGGGCUAGCCACAACUGCGGGAGCAGCUGUAUUGGGUACAACAAUGGGAGUAGCUGGAGCUGGAUUUACUGGAUAUAAAAUGAAGAAACGGGUCGGUGCAAUUGAGGAGUUCAGUGUGGAGACGCUGUCUGAAGGAGUCAGCUUGAGUUGUUCACUGGUAGUUAGUGGAUGGAUUGAGAGUGAUACAAGUCCAGACCAAGCAUUUGUGCAUCAGUGGAGGCAUUUGAGGCAUACGAAAGAACAGUAUACAUUAAGGUACGAGAGCAAUUAUCUCAUGGAACUCGGAAACGCCAUCGAGUAUCUCAUGAGUUUUGCGGUUUCCGUCGCCAUCCAGCAAACGCUACUGGAAACUGCGUUGGCAGGUCUUGUUUCCGCUGUUGCCUGGCCUGUGGCUUUGAUGUCCGUAUCCUCGGUGCUCGAUAAUCCAUGGAAUGUGUGCGUUUCCCGUGCUGCUGAAGUUGGGGAGCAAUUGGCAGAAGUCUUGUUGAGCAGAUCUCAUGGAAAGCGACCUAUCACAUUGAUCGGGUUUAGUCUGGGUGCAAGAGUCAUAUUUCAUUGUCUCCUAACAAUGAGCAAGCGAUCUGAAAGUGUUGGAAUUAUUGAAGAUGUGAUUCUACUCGGAGCCCCUGUAACAGCUUCUCCUAAAGAAUGGUCAAAGGUGUGUACUGUAGUCAGUGGACGAGUUAUCAAUGGGUAUUGUGAGACUGAUUGGUUAUUGAGAUUCCUCUACCGGACAAUGAGCGCUCAGUUCAGAAUUGCUGGGACUGGACCAAUUGAUAAUCGGAAUAGCAAGAAGAUUUAUAACUACAAUUUGAGCCAUAUCGUGAAAGGUCACAUGGACUACUCAAAACGUCUAACCGAGGUUCUGAAUGCAGUCGGCGUUAAAGUUGGGCCACAUUCCGAAGACAGUGUGGUCGACCUGACACAACUCGAAGGUCCACACGAAGCAACUGGUCAGGCGGAAGAAGCUAUCAAUUAUCAGUCAACCGGUGAAGAGGAAGAGCAUCCAAUUGUGCAUCCGAUAAAUUUAGAAAAUAUCCAUGAAGUCAAAGUUUUAGAUAGUCCUCACAAAAACGAAUUCUGAUUAUUUUUCUCCGGUUUUAGACAUUCCAUUGUUCAUUCAGGGUAUCAUCAUUCAAAAACUCGGUGAGAAUCCGAGAAUUCAUUUUUUCAAAUAAAGUUAUUUGAGUUU